Messenger RNA from Anoplopoma fimbria (sablefish), 1106 nucleotides. RefSeq names its product spermatogenesis associated 6-like (gene spata6l). The transcript is spliced from 12 exons. Lineage: Eukaryota; Metazoa; Chordata; Actinopteri; Perciformes; Anoplopomatidae. Gene Ontology annotation, molecular function: myosin light chain binding. The coding region runs from base 9 to 1106 and encodes 365 amino acids. Gene Ontology annotation, biological process: spermatogenesis. The record is from RefSeq and is a predicted model, not a curated record.
UUCGUCCAAUGUCCCGAAAAGCACUGAAAGUGUUGGUUGAAUUAAAGUUCAGAGCGGUUUCUUGUCCUGGAGUCCAUCUGCCAGCCAAGGAUGAUAUCUACCUUAGCUUGUGCUUCAUGGGCCAGUACUGUCAGUCCGAAUGUCUCCCUGCCGUCUUUCCUCUGCUGUUUCAUGAGAAGAUGACCUUUGAAAAGAUUUUCAGGCAUGCAGUUGACCCUGGAGACAUCGCUGUAAUGCUUGAAUAUGAGACGGUCACUAUUGAACUGGUGCAGCUGAUUCCUCCAGCAGCUCACACUCUGGCCUGCUUUGAAGAAGAUGCUCGACGUUUUUUAUUCCCAGAGCCCAAACUGGUUCCGUCCUCCUCCGGAGUGGAUCGAGAGGUUCUGAUGACCCGAGUACCUCACUUUCCAGGUAUCGCUCCAAGGUUGGAGUUUUCCACCAAAACGACCAUCAUUGAGUGCUCAGCUGAUGCAAAGAUCAACAUUUACCCCAAUGUAUCCAUGAGGACAGUGAUGAAGAAGAACAGGAAACACCCCAGCAGACCCAGGAGCUCCUCUCCACGCAGCAGUUCCAGGUCAGCGUCAUAUAUUCCCAGAGCCCAGUCCCUGUCCCCUCUGAGAGCUGGGGACACACGGCGCCUGGCCCGGCUCAUCCUGGACCAAGCAUCUCCUGGCCCAGCCAACUGGGACACAGCCAUCACCUCCCAGCCUACCCGGGCUUCUUGGCCUAGAGCCAGUCGAUCUGCCUCGCCCCAGAGCUCUGCAGUGUUUACCAACUCCUCUUCACCUUUGACCAGGUCUUCAUCUAAAGUGAGAUAUUCUCAAACUGGCAGACAGGAAUCUUCCUCCAAUGGUUUGGUUGGAGGGAUAUCAGAGGAUGACUCCAGCUCUUCAGAAACACCUUCAGGGCCAUGGCGCACUUACAGGGAACAGUCCAAGCAAAGCAGGUCUCAGUCCAGCUCUCACAGAGAAUGGGAAGAGGUCCAAGCCCGUGUUCAGGGACUCCUUACGACACCAAAAGCUGUACGCAGGCUUGCCUAUGGGGCCACGCCAUCCGAGGUAGAGGAGGUUUUAGCCAGGAGGUCCAUCUCUCCAGGUCCACCGUGA